Messenger RNA from Passer domesticus (house sparrow), 1217 nucleotides. RefSeq names its product alpha 2-HS glycoprotein (gene AHSG). The transcript has 7 exons. Gene Ontology annotation, cellular component: extracellular matrix; extracellular region; blood microparticle. The record is from RefSeq and is a predicted model, not a curated record. NCBI's taxonomy places the organism in Eukaryota, Metazoa, Chordata, Aves, Passeriformes, Passeridae. Gene Ontology annotation, biological process: negative regulation of endopeptidase activity. Gene Ontology annotation, molecular function: cysteine-type endopeptidase inhibitor activity. The coding region runs from base 65 to 1099 and encodes 344 amino acids.
GCUACCAUCUGAGCUGUAUUCUUAGAUCUUUAUUUCUGAAAGGGAUCAGUUUUCCUCAGGUGCCAUGAAGGCACUAGUAGCUUUAAUACUGCUUGUUCAGCUUCCAAUUCACAAAGCUGUACCAGCAGCUCCCCCUGCUCCCUUGGGCUGUGAUGACCCAGAAUCUGAAGCAGCAGCUGAAGUUGCUGUGAAUUAUAUUAAUGGCCACAGUCAUCAUGGAUACAAGUUUGCCUUAAACAGAAUCGAGGAUAUCCGCGUGGUACCCCAGGGGCCAAAUAAUGACUUAAUAUUUCUUGAACUUGACUUACUGGAGACCAAGUGCCCUAUUCUCAGCCCUACACCUCUUGCAAAUUGCACAGUGAGGAGCUUUGCAGAGCAUGCAGUUGAGGGUGACUGUGAUGUUAAAAUGCAGAAGGUGGAUGGGACAUUAUCUGUACUUGCUAGCAAAUGCCACUCACAUGCAGACUCCACUGAAGACAUUCUUAAAGUCUGCCCUGACUGUCCACUGCUGGCAAGAAUGAACGACACAGAGGUGUUGGAAACAGUGUCAGCUGCUCUCAAUGACUACAACAGCAAAACCACCGAUUCUUACCUCAGACUGCUCGAGAUCGGAAGAGCCAAAAUACAGUAUCACCCAGGGCACGUUGUUGUUGCUGAGUUUGCCGUGGGUGCCACGAACUGCUCUGCAGAAGAAGCCAAAGCCAACGCGGGGGCUUGUCAGCUGCUGCCCGAGGAUCAGUCUAAUUUUGGUUUCUGCACAGCAGUGAUGGUAAAAAGUCCCUCACAAGACCUUCAGGUGGACUGCCAGUUGUAUGGACAUCAGCCUGGAGUUACCUAUGCUCAUCCAGGUCAAGACACAUCAGCAGGACUGGCACCCAGUGCUGUAGGCGUCACAAACCACAAUCUUGGGCUUUUCCACAAUAACCCUGUUGCAUCUGAAUCCAGCUCUUCAGAAAUUUUGCGUUCCAUGCUCUCAGCAAAAUCAGUAACAAAGAGAGCAGUUGCAGAGGCUGCUCAGCAUGACAAAGUACCUCGUCCAGUUGGCUUUGUGCCUCCUCCUCCUCCCUGCCCUGGGAAGAUUCGCCAUUUCGAUAUCUAGGCUGUGUUUCAGAAUGCAAGGCAGCCAAACUGAGGGAUCAGUGCAACAGCAACACACAGACCACAGCAUCGACUACAAAUAGGUGAGAACACUUGACUCUGAGCCUGAAUGAGUUUUA